UUUAAUACAUAAAAAGCGGGUCAGUGUAAUGGAUGGUGUUGAGUUUGAAUCCAAUGAUUCACUAUCAUAGUAUACAAAAAAACGAUUCUGAGCGGAGACGGUCGGGUCCGCCUGUGUUAAAAUAACAUUUUUAAAGUACAACAAAAUAACCAAGAUCAUUAUUUUUCAUUCAAAUAUCUUAUUUUGUCCAAAUUUGAACUGAAAACAGCAAUUUAAAACUUACGAGACACCUUGUUUUUAAUUUUCAAUCAUCAUUUAUAAAAAUUGAAUCUAUAAAUACUGAAUAAAAUGGCCUUAAAAUGAGUCAAAAUAUUUUGAUAGAAAUCGAAAAUUCUUCUACCUAUAAAUAGCUCGAAAAAAGUCAAAAUAUUUUUUAAAUGUAAUAAUGUAUAGAAAAUUCCAAAAUGGUAAUAUAACGUCCAGUUGAAAAAGUAUCUACAGUUAUUAGUAUUUUAGUGACACCAAACUAACUAAAUCAAUUUUGUCAAAAACUGGUUUUUUGUAAAAAUUACAGUUUUCUUUAAUUUUGUUUGUAUUUCCAAACACUUAAAAACACUUGGGAAUUUUCCAUUUUGACCUCUCCAAAGCUACAUUCACUUUCCUCAACUUAGUUUUAAUUAUUUUCAGACUACUUAUUGUUUUAAAGUACACCAAAUACCAAAAAGACACACACACCAUUGUAAAAUGAUCGCUCUGCUCAGAAUCUAAAACAUACAUACGCAGAGAAGAAUAAUAAAAAUAAUAUAAAUUAUAUGAACUGAAAUAGUUGACUACAUUUAUUUACGAUAUAGUUGGUGUUAUCUGAUUAAGUCGUUAAAUAUAUUUGCUGUCAAAAUUCAAAUUCUAUUGUAUUCAUAUUGAUAUAUUGUUCUGUAUUACUACAUAUUUGUGCGUAUACUGUUUACCACAGCAACAAUUAUUACUAUAUAUAUGUAUUAACUAUAAAUUAUAAUCAACAUUAUGUUUAGUGAUUUAUUUAUUCCGAAUGGAUUUAAAAUGGCUACGACUCAUUUAGCAAAGUAUACUAUUAAACUACAUAAAGGUGAAAUGAUUCGAUACUUAUACGAAGAAGGUCCUAAAUGGUUGUCGAUUGAUUUCGGAGAAUCAUCCGAAGUAUCCAAUCAUCUAUAAAAAAAUAAAAAAUUAUGCAUUUAAUUAAUUCUACUUCAAAUAGACAAGUAUAUUACUGAACUUGAACGGAACAGAAUCAAAUUUUAACAAACAAUAUUCAACGAUAAACAUAUAUCCACCGUUAUGCCCAAUUAUAAUAUUUAAAUUAAUUUUAACUGGAAAAAUCAUAUCUAGCAGUGUGAUAUCCAUGCACGAUUUCAUAGGAGAAGAUGGACUUCCAUGUUUCGGUCCAGCUUUCUUGCAUUUUAUCACAUUGGAAACUCAACAAUAUUUUGGCAGGAUACUAUUAUCUGUAGAAACUGAAUUAGUACCAUCUGAAAUUGAAAGUGUUGAACGAUUGCAAAUUGAUGACAUAGAUUCAAUUCUUGACGAGGACUUAAUGUACAUUCGGAUUGUAAUAUUUUGUGUUAUACUGAGUGUUAACCAAGUGCAUAAAAAUAUCACCAAAUCAAAAAGUAUGACAAUAUCAAUGGAUUAUGGUGAAUAUAAUUUAGUUACUGAAAGUGAAAAAAAGGUAGAGCUUAUUAACACACAGACGCCAGAAUACGAUGUAGUGUGCUUAGAAAAUGGUUUUUGUAAAUUAUUGAUUGAAGAAGAUAGAAAACCAUGCCUAUUUUUGGUUACAAAUUUACCAAGUAUUGAAUAUUACACAAUGUUUUCCAUGAAUUUACUGUCGAAGACUAUUUGUAAUAUGUCGUAUAAUGGCCCACCCAAUAUUUUCUUAAAUUUACGUAACGGUAAACAAAUUGUAUCAAGAUGUCAAAUUCAAACAAGACACUUUUUAUAUUCUAAAAGUUCAGAAUGUAAAGGACAAUUUUGUAAGAAAAUUCGACCUUGGUUUUUGGCAACAGAAAAAAAAGAAAACGUAUUCGAUGGAAUUAUGGAAACUAUAUUUUGGAUAGGACCAUACGAGGAUUUCAAUGUGGGAAUAAGAAAAAUUCCCGGACUUCUAUAUAAUAAUUGUAAUGAUCAGCCUUGCUCACAAUAUAAUUUCAAGUUAUAUGAUAAAACAGUAAUUUUUAAUUAUUUACUAAUGAGUAGGUUAAUAAUAUGCAUGUAAAUUAUGUAUUCAUAUGUUAACCAAAACUAAUUUAGUUCUUACAAAUCAGAGCACAUAUAAGUCAAGCAGCUCUAACCGAAAAAUGUUACAAAAAACAUAGUCAGUUAAAUUUAAUGGCACGAAUAAUUUUUAACGGGCAUUCAAUGACAACCAAAGCGAUCGACUCAAAUGUAUCGACGUCAUGGAAUAUAUCGAUUUUGUUUAAGCCAACUAUAUUUAUAAGAUAUGGAGAUACUAAUAAAAG
Myzus persicae (green peach aphid) is the source of this 2435-nucleotide messenger RNA. Its product is annotated as fer-1-like protein 4. Gene Ontology annotation, biological process: plasma membrane organization. NCBI's taxonomy places the organism in Eukaryota, Metazoa, Arthropoda, Insecta, Hemiptera, Aphididae. The transcript is spliced from 7 exons. Gene Ontology annotation, cellular component: membrane. The record is from RefSeq and is a predicted model, not a curated record. Bases 1319 to 2191 code for a protein of 290 amino acids.